Molecule: messenger RNA, 1512 nt
Organism: Neocloeon triangulifer
Lineage: Eukaryota; Metazoa; Arthropoda; Insecta; Ephemeroptera; Baetidae
Product: histone acetyltransferase KAT6A-like
Exons: 8
Coding region: 267-1415 (382 amino acids)
Source: RefSeq, a predicted model, not a curated record
CGCAGCAGAAAAAGCUCAGUCGCUUCGUGACUCACGGCGGGCAACGACUGUAAUUUAUUCCGGCGCGAAGCCAGCACGGUGUGCAUGCCAGAGUGCAUGGGAAGAAGCGAGUGGUGCGCGCGAUAACGACCAGCACGGCGGACUGACAACAAAGGGGGCGAGGGUUUUCCGUCAUUCCGUGAAUUAUUCACACGCACUUCUUGUCGCACUUGAUAAGCGAGCGCAAGUGGCCGCCGGACGAAAACCACCGACUGACAAUCGCCAGAAUGGAGCCCGGCGAGGAGCAUCCGAGCGACGUCGGCUUCCAAAGCGCGUUCGCCAGGGCCCUCGCGCAAGCCAGCGUCCGCCGAUCGAAAAGCCACCAAGCGGAACCGACGGCGGUCCAGCCCGAAGAUCCAGACGAGGAAAACGUCAAUCAGCAGCUCAAGGAGGAGUGCGAGCGUCUGAUGGAGGAGAACCGUCGAUUGAAAGCGUCCGCCGUGCUGUCCUCUCAUCUCAACAUUGACCACGAACAAAGAGCGGAAGUGACAUUGUUGCAGAGCAAAGUCAACACCCUGGCGUGGCAAUUAUCUCAGUCCGAGUCACGCAGGAGAAUGGUCUGCUCGGUGGCUGAGCAGGUCGCCACCUUCUUGGAAAGGGUUUCCAAAACUCUGACGGCGAAUUCUAACAGCCCAGAAGCAAAACGAAGCAAUUCAGCUCGGUGCAGGGUACCUAGGUCGAGGAGUACUCACUCCGGAGACAUUAGAGACUCACUGGAGCACGAAUUCACUCCGCGCACUUCUCUGCAAAGGUCGAACAGCCAAAUGCAGCACACAGACUCUGAGUACUCAUACACCAGUCGACGGAGUAGCUCAGUAUCCAUCGAGUCUGCAGAAAAUGACAAAUUGGGUCAGCAGGCGCACAGACUGGCGCGCACUUUGAAGUCCAUGUUGAGUUCGCAGGAGCCUCCCAUAAUGUCCAACGAAUCGCCUUCAUCAUCAUUCAGUGAACUACUGAGGAUGACGAGCAAACGAAGGCUUAAUUACGAGUUGCCUGAGAGGCCACAGAUCAUCCAGCAGGAGCCCUCGGUGCCCUCCCGCCCUCCCUUGCCCUCUGACGUGACCUACAUUUCACCUCUGAUGCAACAGGACAGCACCUCUACUUGUUCCUCCAACAGUUCCUCGUCGUCCUCGCCCACACUCAAAGCCAGGGACUCGGACGAAAGUGGAUUUUCCAGUAUUGGCUCCUUUCAAGAGGUUGGCUUGCCCUCUCCAAAUGAAAUAAUUCCAAGACAUGCCCGCUGCAGAAGCACGCCACUGAUCAACAACAGAAAUCACUCCGCUCGUCACCUCAACUUUUACAACGAGAACAGCCAGAUCGGUUCGGCAUCGCUGGAAAUAACAACGUUGGAAAAGUUGAAAGUUUUGUGGGUGUGAUUUUUGAAAGUUGCAAAAUUAAAAUGUGAAUGUCUGUAAAUAAAUAAGCUUAUUUAGAUUUGAGAGUGGCAGAGGAUAAAAAUAAAAAUUUAUAAAA